Molecule: messenger RNA, 2560 nt
Organism: Lotus japonicus
Lineage: Eukaryota; Viridiplantae; Streptophyta; Magnoliopsida; Fabales; Fabaceae
Product: pentatricopeptide repeat-containing protein At2g35130-like
Exons: 5
Coding region: 1588-2256 (222 amino acids)
Molecular function (GO): protein binding
Source: RefSeq, a predicted model, not a curated record
UUAAUUCUAUAUGCACUGUGAAGUUGAACCACGCAUUAAUAGAACCAAAACAAGACCUUGCAUUAAUGAAUUUGAAUGGAAAUGAAAUGAUUUUAGUGGCUUUGGAGAACCAAAACCAAGAGAUUGCAUUAUUGACAAAACUGGCAAGUUAAGGAACUUCAAUCACAAGAAACUGUCCAGGAAAAAAUGUGGUUCUUUGAGAGGACGAGGAUGAAAAUUCGGUUCUUGGUUUGUUGAUGGGGUUUCCCCUGUUUGGAGCCCAACUGCAAAGAAGAUUCUGGAUUGUCUUCAAAAGGGUGUAAAUACUGAGAGCAUUAAGGGUUCUCUGGAUAUGCUUCAAGCAUCUCUUAAAAUAUGGGAUGACAUUUUAACUGUGUCUGUUCAACUCCGGAUGAAGAAACAGUGGAAUUCAAUUAUUUCGGUGAGAAUAUCAUACUACUGCCAGUGUGUUUGGUUUAGCGUUGGAAAAAGUAAUUUUGAAUAGAAUUCAUUCUGAAAAAAUUAAAUAUGGUAAAAAAUGAGUUAAAAGUUGCGAUUUAAUCAUUUCGGUGAGAAACAUCGCAAGAUAAUUAAUUUUUCAUGUCUCAAGGGAUUUCCUUUUCAGGAUUAUUCAUGUCAGGGAUGUAACCAAGUUACAAGGAUGAUUCUGUCUGUUACAACUUUUCUAGUUUUAAGUAGAUGGAUACUGCUAGCUCCUUCAAGCAAGAUGUCAUAUGCUAUAAUUUACUGAUAUGUAGAUCCUUUUGGGCAAAAAUUUCUAUACAAGGAGGCUGAAUCUGCAUAUCUUCAGCUUCUUGAGGCUAGAUGCAUUCCUAAGCCCUUCUUAUAAAGGCCUACUGCAUGUCUGGGCUUCUAGAAAAAGCUGAAGCUGUCUUUAUUGAAAUGCGAAAUUAUGGCCUUCCUUCAAGUAUGUUAUCUGCAUCAACUUUGCAUACCAUUUUUCUAACUCUUGCGUAUAAUCCAUUUAUGAAGUGGAAUUUUGAUCCUUGAAAAUGGCUGAACAUUUAUCAGAAUGAAAUAACAUAGUUGCAAUUGUAAAUAAUUCAUAUAUAAAUGAAUUAAUGAAAGGAGGAAAUCCUACCAAAGCAAAAGAGAUUUUCCUUAGGAUGAAGCAGGAUAGCUGCAAACCAUCUACUGAAACUUAUACCAUGUUGAUAAACUUAUAUGGAAAGGUGAGUUUCUAAGUUUUCUCUUUGUCUACAAUUUUGUUUUCUAAUGUUUCAGUCUUUUUUUAGUUGUUUUGAUAUUUGAAUUUUAUGCAGGAUGGUAAACCUUUUAUGGCCUUAAAAGUGUUCAAUGAAAUGUUGAGCCAUAAGUGCAAACCUAAUAUUUGCACAUAAGUGAAUGCAUUUGCCAGAGAGGGGCUGUGUGAGAAAGUAGAAGAAGCAUUUGAAUAAAUGCAAGAAGCUGGGCUUGAACCUGAUGUAUAUGCUUACAAUGCCCUCAUGGAAUGGAAGCUCACUGUGCUUGAAAUUAGCCUUAUGGCCUUUUACAAGAGCUAACUUAUGAAGUGGCAUUGGCUUCCUUUGCUGUGUUGAUAGCAGUUGUGCAGGCUUUCCUUUUGGAGCAGCAGAAUUUUUUUCACUAAUGCAGCACGUGAGGUGUGAACCGGAUAGAGCCUCCUAUAAUAUCUUGGUUGAUGCAUAUGGCAGAGCAGGUUUUCUAAAUGAUGCUGAAGCUGUAUUUGAAGACAUGAAAAGAGUGGGAAUAACACCAACAAUGAAAUCCCACAUGGUACUUUUAUCUGCCUAUUCCAAAACUGGCAAUGUGAGUAAAUGUGAGGACAUUCUCAACCAAAUGUGCAAAUCUGGCCUGAAACUAGACACUUUUGUUCUCAACAGCAUGCUGAACUUGUAUGGACGGUUAGGCCAAUUUGGAAAGAUGGAAGAAGUUUUGACAGUGAUGGAAAAUGGACCAUGUGAAGCUGAUAUUAGCACAUACAAUAUCUUGAUAAACAGGUAUGGUCAAGCUGGAUUCAUUGACAAAAUGGAAGGCCUAUUUCAAUUGUUGCAUAGUAAAGGUUUGAAACCUGAUGUUGCGACUUGGACUUCACGUAUUGGAGCAUACUCUAAAAAGAAGCUUUAUGUAAGGUGCUUAGAAAUUUGUGAAGAAAUGAUUGAUUCUGGCUGUUACCCUGAUGGAGGAACAGCUAAGGUGCUCCUUGCAGCAUGCUCUAAUGAAGAUCAGAUUGAGCAGGUUACUACUGUGAUUAGAACAAUGCACAAGGAUAUCAAAACUGUUCUGACACCAGUAUAAGUUGCUUGAACUUUGAUAUUGUAGUCAACAAUAGUGUAUUAUAUAUCUGAAACUUUCAUUUAAAAAAAAAGUUCCAUCCCCAGUUAGCAUUUCUUGGCCUAAUAGUUGACAAAAUUUGGACCUCCAAAGAAUAAGAAUAUUUUAAUACUCUCCAUGCCUAUUUAGCCAACAAGACUAAUUUCAGUUGGGAAAAUUAUGAAAGCCCAAAACUAUACAGGAGAAUGAUGUUCAAUUUUGUUUAGCUCACUUCCAAACUAGAUUUCCAAAGCUCCAUCAGGAAGAAGAAAAGCAGAGAAAGGGAACA